AUGGUCGAAGCCCACCACUAUGCCACUCGCACAGCAUCUCCCAAGAAGCGCAACCUCCUCAAGCGUCUCUGGUGGUGCUGUAUCAUUCGCGAUCGAAUUGUCGGCCUAGGUCUCCGUCGUAGUCUGCAGAUCACGCGGAGUCAUUUCACUUUUGAUGCGAAUGAGAGUCUUGGCUAUUCGGACUUGGCGGAUGAGAUUGAGAGGAGUAGAGUGUAUAACCCAGGCACAAAGCGGUGCUUGGCUGAGAUCUUGGAGCAACUGGUGGAGCUGUGUGUUGUGCUGACCGAUAUCCUCAUCCUGGUUUUCCCGCUGGACGACAGGCCUGGCUGGGGCAGAGAGAUGCGAGCCGAGGAACAGGACAAGGUGCGAGUGUGUAAAGUUGCGUUACAGAGAUGGUAUAAGGGCGUGACGAUGCGGUUUCCCAUGUUUGGUGGCGGUUCUGUCGCGAGGAUGAAGGCACCAGGGAACGAGUUCCAACACGACUCAGUGAUAUUGUACACCAAUUUGAUGUACAUGUACUAUCAUUCCUCUCGAGUGGUCCUCAGUCACCACGAAGUCCUUCACCUCGCCAUCACCGCCGCAGCGCCAUCUUUCAACGCCAUCCCGACCUCCGAUCUAAUCAUCAUUGGAGAGAACCGACACGAGCUUCAGGAUGCCGCUUCCGGGGUAACAGAGUGUCUCAAGGAACUAAUCCAUCUUCGUCUCGCACGCUGGCUGCCCAUCAGUGCUGUGGCGUGUACCGCGUUGCCGUUGGUCCUGCACAUCCUCGACGUGAAGCUAUCUGCCUCUUCACGAUCCUUCGACCCCAACACGCAAUCGGCGCUUAAGCAACAUCGCCUCAACAUUCUCAUAGAAGCCAUGAAAACAUACCAACCACAAUACGACGGCGUUGACUGGGUCAGCGAGACGAUUCGACACAUUGUCAAUCUAGCACAAAUCGAAUCGCCAGCACCGGGGGAUUCCGCGAACGCAACCCCCGGCGGCGCAGUCAUUGCAGAUUGGACCGACAUUCUCGCCUCCCAACCAAGCUCCUAUCUCCGCCUAGCCCUGACGAUGGAUCUGUCACUUAGUAAAGGACGGCUACCCGAAGACGGGGACUUCCCAGUCAGUCUUCGCGGCCUCUUCACGGGCGGCUUCAAUCCGCUCAAGGCGCUCCUCGAACGGAAGAGGAACGAGAGUAGGGACGCGAGCAGGGAUACGAGCGGGGGCUUCUCCGAGCCGGCAGAGCACGCCACAGAUCGUAUGACGGACUUUGACGCCGCAGCGAUGAGGGUGAACCUGUUCCGGAUGCAGCCACCGGGGAACGUGACAGCCAUCCCGUCAGACGAGGACUCCACCUCGCCGACAUCUGCCGGCAGCCACAGCCAGGACAGUGUCACGGACGACACAUCACCACGCACCGGGGCGGAAUACCAAAGCAGCUGCGACGUCAACAUGGCAGACCGCCCGCCGUCGGAAGGGAUCGAUGGUCUGGCGGCCGAGGUACUUGCCGCGUUUCCGCUGGAUGAUCAGUCUGCAAACGUAGCUGCUGGCGACUUUGACGGCAUGUACUUUGACGGGAUGCCGGGGCAUGAUGGACCCGGAGGGUGGAUUGAGACGGCGUGGAACGAGCUUACGCAGCACUCUGCUGCGCCGGGAUCUGGUGAGGAUCGUGGGGAUCGGGAUACGGCGAGAGUUUUGCUUGAUGCGUUGAGGGAAGGGGAGCUGGCGGAGUGUGCCGCUUAA
Colletotrichum fioriniae is the source of this 1725-nucleotide messenger RNA. Lineage: Eukaryota; Fungi; Ascomycota; Sordariomycetes; Glomerellales; Glomerellaceae. The record is from RefSeq and is a predicted model, not a curated record.